AGAUAGAAGAAGUAACCCUUGAAUCAAAUAAUUUACCUUUACCUAAUUUAGAAACUUCAAUACGCUUACAUAAAGAAUAUCUUCAGCAGUGCCAAAUAAAAAGAAAAAAAGAAGUUCCAAAU
This is a messenger RNA of Dentiscutata heterogama, 122 nucleotides long. The record is from the annotation of a GenBank genome assembly. Lineage: Eukaryota; Fungi; Glomeromycota; Glomeromycetes; Diversisporales; Gigasporaceae.